Molecule: messenger RNA, 2855 nt
Organism: Austrofundulus limnaeus
Lineage: Eukaryota; Metazoa; Chordata; Actinopteri; Cyprinodontiformes; Rivulidae
Gene: cmpk2
Product: cytidine monophosphate (UMP-CMP) kinase 2, mitochondrial
Exons: 5
Coding region: 112-1383 (423 amino acids)
Biological process (GO): dUDP biosynthetic process; dTTP biosynthetic process; dTDP biosynthetic process
Cellular component (GO): cytoplasm; mitochondrion
Molecular function (GO): nucleoside diphosphate kinase activity; dTMP kinase activity
Source: RefSeq, a predicted model, not a curated record
AGCUUAUAUUUAUGUAACGCCCCCGUCUCGCUGAUAAGAAUCAGGAACUCAUAAACCGCGUUGUUUUAUUUUAUUUUUUUCUUUAUUUCUAGGGAGUGAAGAAGAGGGAUCAUGGCGACACGUUUGAAAGACCUGACGUCUGUUUUCGCGCGGUGGUCCUGCCGCGUGUUUUCAGCGGAGCUGGACGGAGCGCCUUUUUAUUUCGGACUUCAGGAGAAGCGCGCGGAAAAGCCGCCGCUGGCUUUCUCCAAACUCCUGGAGGGGAACAAGAAGCGCUGCUACUCCCUCCUGGUCUGCAGCAGSGACAGGGUCAGGAGAGAAAAGUUUUACUGGGAGCUGAAAGACAGGCUGCUGAGAGACUUGCCUCCGGGCUCCGAUUUCACCAACAUGCUGUCGUUUCUUCCCGAUGCUAAAAARUCUCUGAUCAAGGGUUAUUUCUUAAAGAGCAACUCCGAGAACUCGUCCCGGAUAGAGAGCCUGUUGGGGCAUUUAGAGCAGCAUGAGCCGGUGUUAGUGUGUUCAUAUUCCGGGGGGGAAGGCGAUCAGCAGUGGACUCAGCGUGUGUGGACAAACACAGGGAGCGAGCUGAUGGGGAUGAGUAAAUUCUACGUGGUGCCGGCAGCAGCGCCAACAUGUCACCCAUCUGUGCUCAACAUCAUCAACUCUGAUGUCUUCUACAGCCUUGAUGAGGCCUGUGACGUUUUGGAAAAGUGUGGUGACAUCAUCCCAGAGAGCACGUCCGUGCUGAGGAUGCUUCCCGGCAGAGCGAACGCCAGAGGAAAACCAGACUUCCCUGUUAUUGUCAUCGAGGGCCUGGAUGCUACAGGUAAAACUACUCUCACGGAGUCUCUAAAYGAUGCUCUCGGGGCCACCCUUCUGCGGUCCCCUCCCCAGUGCCUGUCCCCUUGGAGAGCCCGCUUUGAUCAGGAGCCUCCCCUCAUCCGCAGGGCCUUCUACGCUCUUGGGAACUACAUCACCGCCGAGCAAAUAAGCCAAGAGAGCAUGAAGGCGCCCYUCAUUGUGGACAGAUUUUGGCACAGUACAGCAGCGUAUGCCAUUGCCACGGCAGUGAGUGGUUCAGUCAGUGAGCUCCCUCAAGACGGCUCUGAGGUGUAUCYCUGGCCCAGUGACCUCCUCCAGCCCAGCCUGGUGGUCUUACUCUUCCUGGACCCCGAGGAGAGGAAGAGGAGGCUGAGGGACAGAGGCCUAACAAAAACAGAUGAGGAAGAAGAGCUGGAUCACAACCAACUCUUCAGACUGAGAGUGGAGGAAGCUUAUCGGAGGAUCCGUGGCCCAGUUUGCGUCACCGUGGAUGRGAGUCCCUCUGCAGACCUAGUGCUCCAACAAGUGCUGCUUUUAAUUAGGGCCAAAUGCCACUUGUAAACAGUUCUCCCUCUCCCACCGCCGGCAGCAGAGCAUCAAGUGGAUGCAGUACCUCCRGUCGCCACUGGGUGCCAGUAAGGUGUUGUCAAAGUGGCCACCUGCAGGAGGGCAGGUGGCCAGACUGGAGUGUGGAAAAGAGAUUUUGUUCACAAUGAGUAAAGGUUGAGUGGCCAGGAGCCAGAACCGCAUGCUACAAACAGAAAUACAUAUUAAUGUGGAAACACACACARACACAUACACACACACAUAGCCACACUGGAGUUUUGUCAAGAAGAAGUGAGCUUUUCAUACUGUUUGCCACCUCUAAAAGAAUCACUCUUUGUMUAGCCUUCAGAUAAAUGUAGCUGCUUUUUUUAUUUGGACUGAUGCUAAAGAAGGACAAAAGAAUAGGCACGACUGAGUUCAAUUCUGUCGAGGUGUUUCAACAAGACAGUCCUAAUCUUAACACUCAUUGUGCAAACAAAACUCCURCCAUCACUAACUUUAUUCUUGGCCACACAGUUAAUUUGCUUCAAAACAACCUCCUUCCACACAGUGAUUUAUUGCAGCACAGGGCUUUAUUGACUGUACCGAAGUAAAUAUAACAAAAAAGAAAUCCGAUYUGUAGCAUCUGCUGCAAUAUAGUUAACCUUCCGUAUGUUUACACACUGUAAAAAAGUGAAAAAAAUAAAUAAAUUGAUUCAUAUAUUUUAGAUAAUUUUCAAAGUAAAACAUUACAAACCUCACCUUGUUUGUUGUUUGGUGAGACUAGAAACGAGACGCUUAUAUUUCUCAACUGGAGUUCUGAAUCGUCUGCAUUAGUUAAGAUUUUUGUUUGAUUUUAUCCACAUAGCGUUGGAUUUGUUGAGUUUUGAUAAUUUCUUUUAAAUGGUAAGGGCUGAAGGUGACUAGAAAUAAAAAUAUUACAGGGYAAAGUAAAUCAUCUUCCUGUUUCUGAUGUCAGCUGGUGCAAUAAUCCCUUCUUUUUCAAACAUCUUAACUACAACAUGGUGCUUCAAAGUAUUACUUGUAGAUGCUUAUAAAUAUUGCAUUAAUCUUUUUAUUUUUAUUUUUUAGAAAUAAUAAGUUACUUGCAGGGGGCAAGUUGUGGUCAGUUUGUAGGGUUAAAGCAAUAGUCUGGUAAUUUAAAAAAGGGAUGUUCUGAUAGUUGUGAGUAAAGUGUCUUAUCAGAUGUGAUAAGAGUUGCAAAUCUUGGGGUUGGGCAAAAGCAAAUUGUGUGCAAUUAAUCGUCAGGAAAACUGUCAGCAAUUAAUAUUUGCCACUUUGCAAUUAGUACACUUCGUGCCACAUGACUCAUUUUUGUGAUGGACUCUCACUACCUGUGGUGCUUUACUAAAGAUCUGCUGCCACUCAUUGGUGAAAAAGUGGGCUUCAAUUCACAGCCAACUAUCUUAACUUGUUAAAAUGAAUGUUUUUGUUUAUUUGUAAUGUUUGUUUUUGCAGUUUAAUUUAAAUAAAUAUUUUUUAAAAAA